UGUGGUCCGGCGAGGGGGCGGAGCUCCGCCGGGGGGCGAGAACUGGGUGGGGUGCUCCGCGCCCGGACUCCGCCUCUCGCCCCUCCUCCGCCUCCUACAGUUCCCCGGACUCGCCCCUGGGGAGUAGUGGGAAGGUGGGGAUUCUGGGCCGGUGGCGGAAUCACUGUCGCUUCAGCCAGGCUGUGGAGCGGACCGACGUGCCUAGUGCCCCGGGGAGGGGCGCCACCAGGGGAGGAGGAAGAGGAGAGGAAGAGACGCCCUCUCUGCCGAGACCUCUUGAGACUCUGACCUCGGGGACUAGGGGACUGACACGAAAGGACAGCCAAGUUCCUCCACUUGGACUGCUUGAAGAAGCCGCGACCCUGGAAGGCCCUGACCCCACCGCACCAGGGACCCCAGCACCACUUCGGGGGCCUAAAGCGACAGUCUCAGGGACCACGGCAAGGUUUCCAGUUGCCUAGACGACGAGCCCCGGGUCAGAGCAACAACCCUUUCAGCCACCUGCCUCAACUGCUGCCUCAGGCACCAGUCCCAGCUCCCUGCUUGCCAGGCCAGGUGACAUGCCGGUGCUUUCCACCCCCCGGACCUCACGGGUAACCACGCUGAAGCGCACAGCGGUGGUCCUGGCUCUCACAGCCUAUGGGGUCCACAAAAUCUACCCCCUGGUGCGGCAGUGCCUGGCUCCGGCCAGGGGCCUUCAGGUGCCAACCAGGGAGUCCAUGCAAGAGGUCUCCGGGGCCACAGUGGCUAAGGCCGGCAUGAACCGGAUAUUCCUGCAGCGACUCCUGUGGCUCCUGCGGCUGCUGUUCCCCCGGGUGCUGUGCAGGGAGACUGGACUGCUAGCACUGCACUCGUCUGCCCUGGUGAGCAGGACUUUCCUGUCAGUAUAUGUGGCCCGCCUGGAUGGAAGGCUGGCCCGCUGCAUCGUGCGCAAGGACCCACGGGCCUUCGGCUGGCAACUACUGCAGUGGCUCCUCAUCGCCCUCCCUGCCACCUUCAUCAACAGUGCCAUCCGAUACCUGGAGGGCCAGCUGGCCCUGUCUUUCCGGAGCCGUUUGGUGGCCCAUGCCUAUAGCCUCUACUUCUCCCAGCAGACCUACUACCGAGUCAGCAACAUGGAUGGCCGGCUUCGAAACCCUGACCAGUCUCUGACAGAGGAUGUGGUGGCUUUUGCUGCCUCUGUGGCUCACCUGUACUCCAACCUGACCAAGCCACUCCUAGAUGUGGCUGUGACCUCCUACACCCUGCUUCGAGCGGCCCGAUCACGCGGUGCCGGCACAGCUUGGCCCUCGGCUAUUGCUGGCCUCGUGGUAUUCCUCACAGCCAAUGUGCUACGGGCCUUCUCACCCAAGUUUGGGGAGCUGGUGGCAGAGGAGGCACGGCGGAAGGGGGAGCUGCGCUACAUGCACUCUCGUGUAGUGGCCAACUCGGAGGAGAUCGCUUUCUAUGGGGGCCACGAGGUGGAGCUGGCCCUGCUGCAGCACUCCUACCAGGACCUGGCCUCACAGAUCAACCUCAUCCUUCUGGAACGCCUGUGGUAUGUCAUGCUGGAGCAAUUCCUCAUGAAGUAUGUGUGGAGUGCCUCAGGCCUGCUCAUGGUGGCUGUCCCCAUCAUCACUGCCACCGGCUACUCAGAGUCAGACCCAGAGGCCAUGAAGAAGGCGGCCUUGGAGAAGAGGGGGGAGGAGCUGGUGAGUGAGCGCACGGAAGCCUUCACCAUUGCCCGAAACCUCCUCACAGCGGCUGCAGAUGCCAUUGAGCGCAUCAUGUCAUCGUACAAGGAGGUGACAGAGCUGGCUGGCUACACAGCCCGGGUUCACGAGAUGUUCCAGGUAUUUGAGGAUGUCCAGCACUGUCGUUUUAAGAGGCCUGGGGAGCUGGAGGAUGCUCAGGCAGGGUCUGGGGCCAUGGUACAGUCCGGUGUCCACGUGGAAGGGGCCCUGAAGAUCCUAGGCCAAGUGGUGGACGUGGAGCAGGGGAUCAUCUGUGAGAACAUCCCCAUCAUCACGCCCACAGGAGAGGUGGUGGUGGCCAGCCUCAACAUCAGGGUGGAAGAGGGCAUGCACCUACUCAUCACAGGCCCCAACGGCUGCGGCAAGAGCUCUCUGUUCCGCAUCCUCAGCGGGCUCUGGCCUACGUAUGGGGGUGUGCUCUACAAGCCCCCGCCCCAGCGCAUGUUCUACAUCCCUCAGAGGCCCUACAUGUCCGUGGGCUCCCUGCGCGACCAGGUGAUCUACCCAGACUCAGUGGGGGACAUGCAAAGGAAAGGCUAUUCGGAGAAGCACCUGGAAGCCAUCCUGGACAUCGUGCACCUGCACCACAUCCUGCAGCGAGAAGGAGGUGCUGUAGGAGUUUCCUGUGGCUGCCAUGACAAAGUCCCACAGAUGGGGAACUUGAGCAGCAGACACGGAUCAUCUCCCGGCUUGGGAGGCUAUCAAGGUUGGGAGGCUGUGUGUGACUGGAAGGACGUCCUCUCGGGGGGCGAGAAGCAGAGAAUCGGCAUGGCCCGCAUGUUCUACCACAGGCCCAAAUAUGCCCUCUUGGAUGAAUGUACCAGCGCUGUGAGCAUCGACGUGGAAGGCAAGAUCUUCCAGGCGGCCAAGGAUGCUGGCAUCGCCCUGCUUUCCAUCACCCACCGGUCCUCCUUGUGGAAGUACCACACACACUUGCUACAGUUUGACGGGGAGGGUGGCUGGAAGUUCGAGAAGCUGGACUCGGCCGCCCGCCUGAGCCUGACCGAGGAGAAGCAGCGGCUGGAACAGCAGCUGGCAGGCAUUCCCAAGAUGCAGCGGCGCCUCCAGGAACUCUGCCAGAUCCUGGGCGAGGCUGUGGCCCCGGGGCAGCUGCCAGCACCCAGCAGUGAAGGCCCAGGUAGUGGCCUUCAGAGUGCCUCCACCUGACAGAAGGCCCCUUGCCCCAAGGCCCUCGCCCCUCCCAAGCUCUCGGAACACAUGAAGGAAAUGGCAGCACCCACCCUGCCCGCCCCUGCAUGGCCUUCCCUCCUCCUGGGCCUCCUGCCUCCCUCCCCACACCUGCCUGCACCCUGGGGGCUGUUCCACAGUAACUGUGCCUUGUUUGGGGAAGCGAGUCCUUUACUUUUCUGUGGGGAAGGAGCUUGGGGCUCAGGGUGGCCCCCACACUGACCCCACACCAGUGCAACUGAGCGGAGAGCAGGGAUACCCCCCCAGGCUGCUGCUCACCACUGCCAGCCAGAGUCUGUGCCGAGCCACCUCCCUCAUAAGACUCAAGUCCCCAUUUUACCCUCCUCUUCAGUCCCUCGAAGACCAUAUAGCCCAUACCCCAGAGUGGCCAGCUGAGGCUCCCGUCCCAUGGGACACCCUUCCUGCCAUAACAGCAGCCAGGUGGGACACCCUUCCUGCCAUAACAGCAGCCAGAUGGGACACCCUUCCUGCCAUAACAGUGGCCAGACAGGACACCCAGUGAGACAGAGCUCCUUGUCUGCAUCCUCUUCUCCCCACUAGUAGUCUUGAAGAGCCCUCAUGAGAAAGCGCUGCACAGUGUCACCUACCGAGCAGCUAUGAGAACGUAGCUCUAGCCCUCUCCCUUUCUGCAGCCUAAUUUAUUGGAUUCCUGUUUGUAGCCACCUCGGCUGCCAAUGUGAGUACCUGCCAGCAGGGGAGGCAGCCCAGCCUCUGAGUCUGUGGGCCCUGGCUGCCACCAGUGCCAACCCCAGUCCCUGGGCAGCUGUUGCCCACCAGCCUACACUGCCAGCCACCACUGGGAGGCACAGGCCUCUGCUUGCUAGCCAGGAGCAAGGGCACCAUGUUCCCAGCUCAGUGCCAAAGAGGGGUCAGCUGGGUAGCUGUCUCUGCAGAGCCAGUUCUUACCCAUGAGGAAGACCCCACUGCCGCCGUGUGCCUUUCCCGGGCCCUCAGCCCUUCAGUAAAACCUCCUCUGGAAAACACAA
This is a messenger RNA of Microcebus murinus (gray mouse lemur), 3928 nucleotides long. The record is from RefSeq and is a predicted model, not a curated record. NCBI's taxonomy places the organism in Eukaryota, Metazoa, Chordata, Mammalia, Primates, Cheirogaleidae.